This is a messenger RNA of Elgaria multicarinata webbii, 2904 nucleotides long. Its product is annotated as 7-alpha-hydroxycholest-4-en-3-one 12-alpha-hydroxylase-like. Lineage: Eukaryota; Metazoa; Chordata; Lepidosauria; Squamata; Anguidae. The coding region runs from base 80 to 1621 and encodes 513 amino acids. The record is from RefSeq and is a predicted model, not a curated record. Gene Ontology annotation, molecular function: iron ion binding; heme binding; sterol 12-alpha-hydroxylase activity. The transcript is spliced from 2 exons.
CUCUUAAUCAGAGGAGGAAGCUUAAACUUCACUCCUCUGAAAGCAAACCCGUGUGACUGUUUCCUCCAGUGCAUCAGCAAUGACUUUCUGGGAGACUGUGCUUUGCGCUUUCUUAGCGUGCCUCUUGGCAACCCUACUUGGUGGACUCCAUAAAAUAGGAGCAUUUCGCAAGAGGAAACCCAAGGAACCCCCCUUGGACAAAGGCUUCUUUCCAUGGCUCGGACACGGGCUAAGUUUCAUUCGGAGCCCUGAAGAGUUUUUGCAAAGGAUGCGGAAGAAACAUGGGGAUAUUUUCACAGUUUUGCUCGGAGGCAAUUACAUGCAUUUUUUGAUUGAUCCUUCUACUUAUGAACCCUUAACGAAGGUUUCAAAACAAGUGCUGAGUUAUUUUAAAAUUACAUCAAUGGUGGCACGUAAUGUUUUUAACCUUCACUCUAGAGAAUCUCAGCUCCAUAGUUUUAAAAAAAUGAGUGAUAAGUAUCUCGGAGGGAAGUAUCUACCUGUCCUGAACCAGGUGAUGAUGGAGAAGUUGAAGUCCGUGAUGCUUCUCAGCCAGGAUUCAGGUGAGGGGAAAAGAUCUUGGCAGCAGGAGGGAGUCCUCUACUUCAACUACAAAACUGUCUUCCAAGCCUCCUUUCUGACUUUGUUUGGCAAUGAGCCACACAAAGAUGUAGACAGCAAAGAAAAUGCUAAGGAGAAUGAAAUGACACAACGUGGAAACUUGUAUGAAAAUUUUGAGAAAUUUGACUUUUUCUUUCCCCAUAUGGUCAGCGGCAUACUAGACCCUCUGAGCAAGAAGGAGACAGAGAGAUUGAAGAAGUACUUCUGGGACAUUCUCUCAGUAGAAAAGUUGUAUCAAAGGGACGGUGUCAGCAAUUGGGUAGCUGAGCUAGACCGGCAGUUAUCUGAGCCUGGGGUUACUGAAAAGAUGCGGAGUCAAUUUCAGCUGCUGCUUCUCUGGCUAUCUCAAACUAACAUUACCCUAGCUACCUUCUGGAUUCUUCUGUAUCUCUUGAAAUAUCCAGAAGCAAUGAAGGCAGUGAGGGAAGAAGUGGAGAGAGUUCUAAGAGAGACCGGUCAGGAGGUCGUAGCAGGCGGCCCCUUCAUCAACGUGUCCUUGGAUAUGAUCAAAACUCCUCUUCUGGACAGUGCAAUAGAGGAAACUCUGCGCUUGAAAGGGUCUGCUUUUAUCUUCAGAACCGUGAUGCAGGAAAUGGAUAUUAAGAUGGCCGAUGGCAAAGAAUAUACUCUCCGGAAAGGUGAUGAUCUAGUGCUGUCGCCUUUUCUUGCACUGCAAACAGAUCCAGAAAUCCACCCUGACCCUCACACAUUCAAAUACGACAGGUUUGUGACCCCAGAUGGGAUAAAAAAGGAGUUCUACAAGAAUGGGAAUAAGCUAAAGUAUUACAGUAUGCCUUUCGGUGGUGGAACUGGACUUUGCCCUGGGCGAUUUUUCGCUGUUAAUGCAAUGAAGAUGUUUGUCUUCUUGAUGCUGGCCUACUUUGACAUGGAACUGGUUAAUGCAGAAGAAGAAAUGCCUACGAUAGAUGUAAGAAAACAUGGGUUUGGAACUGAAAGACCAUCUCAUGAUGUUCAGUUCAAAUACCGAUUGAGAGUCUGAAGGGAACGUCAUUUAGGCUCAAAUCCUCUGCACAGUGCCCUGGAGUCAGCCCUUUGGAUUGCUUCCAAGAAAAUAUGCAUAGGAUUGCCUUAUCAAAACAGGGUUUUAUUUCAAACUAACAAGUGGGCUCACAGUUAAAUUCUUUUUCUUCUUCUUAAAAAUAUUAUUUUGCAAAUACGGAGUCUUUCGGCAUGUCUAUACCUAAGGAGGGGAGGGGGAGGUUCCCACAAUAUGAUGAUCGUGAGAUCCUCCACCUCAGGCCUCAAGUGGCAUUUGAUGUCCUGGGAGGAAGAGGAUGUCGCGCCUGCCAUUUUUGAUUGUUGUUUCUUUAUUGAAAAUAAGCACACGAAUGCUCCAUCAAAAAGGUUAGUUUUUUUUUAAAAAAAAUCCCGCUCCCCCUCCCACCCCGAUAGACACAGAGCUCCUGAGCAGCUCCGUGCCCCAUGCCCAGUCCCCUCUUCAUCGUUUACUCCUGAGGAGCCGUGAGGAAACCAGGAUGGCUGCCCACACCUCCUGUGGUCUCAGGACAAUCCCAAGACCUCGCGAAAAGUUGGGAUUAAAGCCGUAAAGGGAAGGAUCAUCCCUCCCUGCCCUGGGAUCCCCUGUGCAUCAUGUGGACGCACAGGAAUGAUUCCGGGGCAAUCCCUGGGAUUUCGCCUGAUCUAGACAUGCCCUUGAUUAUAAUGCAGCCUGAGGGCAAAGAGAAUGAAACCUGGCUUUCAUAGUAAUUUUGACUAGCAGUUAUUAGCUUUGUGAAGUUCUGAGUGGAAGACUUUUUGUAAAAUAUUAGCUCAUAUUCAAAGGUGUCUCUUUUGAGGGUGGGGUUACGAAAAAUAAAAAUAAACACUGAGGUCCAAAAAAGUGACCAUGUUAUUUUGUAAUUAUGAAAGGAGAACAGUUUCCUGUAGCUCUUGGCUAACCUGCUUAUGUUGCAUAUGGUUCCUCUGUCAGUAAAUGCAUGAAGUCGAGAUGAGACAUACAUGGCCACUACCUUAGGGAGAGGUUCAGUGGAGCAGUAGUGAGCUCCAGACAGACAUACUACCUUGUCUGAUCAUUUCUUGAACAUUGGACCAGAGUCUUUGAAAGUUCAUGCCGUGAUAAACGACAUUUCCCUAGAUGCCAGAACACAGGUGUCCUCAUUAAGAGCACAGUGACAACUCUAAUCAGUUGUACAAUCCCCCCCUUAAACAAAAAUCUGUUUUCAUUCCUCACCAAUGCCUGAAGUAACUGAUCCUACAAGCAGUGGUAAUACUAAGAAAAAUACUUUGCAUUUAUUGAAUGAU